GACGCAGGUGAGGGGCGGAGGCCAGUCGGCUUCGAUCCGUCAGACGACUCGCGUGUGUAAUAUCGGUUAACGUGGUUGUCGUAUCACGACUUGGUCGUACUCGGCGCCGCGUAGCUGUCGUAUAGUUUGAGGAUGAUCGGUGGCUGGUCGGUGAAACGAGGACCAGCGGCACCGUGUGAUCCCCGCACGUGACUUCCACACGCGAUUUUUCCGCUCGAUCGAGCGAAGGAAACCUGCAGGGUGAAGAAGGAGAAGGAAGAGGGACCAGGGAACGAAGGACGAGGACGACGUCGUCAUUCGAAACGCGAAAGGAGAAGCUAGGACAAGCUAACAGACAAACCGGGCGCAAGCAUCCCGUGCUCACAUCCCGUGCUCACAUCCGGCUGCUGCUCUCUUCACGUGCACCGCGCGCGCUUACGCCUCCGGUGUUCGACGGCUCUCCUGCGACGAUCGAUAGGCACACAGGGGACAGGCGCCUGUGGGUGGUGUGUAUGUGUGUGUGCGGUGGCGCGUUGUCGUCGAGCGAUCAACCCAGCAGCGGAGCGCGGAGCCAGUGUGCUCGCGGACGGCGUCGGAAGGAAGAAGAGAACGAGAGAGAGAGAGAGAGAGAAAGAGAGAGCGCCGACCGAAUCGAUCGAUUCCCCGGCCGAUUCUCACGAGUAGCUUCUGAUCCGCCGUAUCUACCUGCAUGAAGGCAAUGGUGGUGAGCCCGGUGAGCGGCAGAGUGCCGCCGAACCACCGCGGCGUUCUGCACAAUGGCCUAGGGAUCGGCGGCACCAGGCGUGACCUCGAGGCCGAGGAGGUGGCCGCCUAUCUGACGAAGCUGCGCUCCCUCGUGCCGGACAUGCCGCGCAAGCGGAAGCUGUCCAAGCUCGAGGUGAUCCAGAGGGUGAUCGAGUACAUCUGUGACCUGCAGACCGCCCUGGAGGAGACGAACGCCGCGCAUCAGGACGCGAAAACAACGACGAUGACGACGACAACGGCGGAGGCGACGGUGACCACGGUGACGACGCAGAGACAACCCCUGCAACCGCUGCUGAACGUUGCCACCACCACACCACCUCUAUCGCGGCUGCUGCCGCCGCCGCCGCCGCCAUACCACGUCGACCAUCACGUCCGUCGUGGCGGCGACGGUCGCCGAUCGGUGACCUGGCGCCGGUGGGACCCGCUAGGGUACUACUACAGGUCGUAGAUCCGAGGCCACCCUCCUCGCGGACGCUACUAGGACGUAGGUCGCUCCGCUCCUCUGAGGGGAGGAUGUCUGCUGAUCCACUGCUCUCCGGGUCACGGAAGAAUGUCGAUCAUCGUCGUCCGGAAGAGGAUCAUCACCACUACCAUCAUCAUCAGCCGGAGGGGGAUCGCCACGUCCGGAGGGCGGCGCACCUACAUCCGAGACGUGCGACGGUGACGGAGAGAGAGACAUUCUUUUGAACCGCGAACACGCGGGUUUCCCCGCGCCGCCGGUCUCUCGAGCUCUGCCCUCCCCCCUCCCCCCCCCCGCUAGGGGGAGACUGUAAAUACAUUUGUACAUACGCUCAUCGCCAUUCCACACGAGAUCUCUCACGGUUAUAAGGACCCGGCACACCAUUUUUUUUUCUGCCCCCAUCCCUUCUCACCCCUUUCUCUCGAUCCCCUAGGAUCUUGUUAUUCCAUCUUCAUUUUUGUUUAACCGACCGCUUGCGCGCGACGUCGAUCAAAUCGGUCGAAUUUCGUUGCCGAUCUCCGAUGCGACGGACUGUGGAAGGCAACGCGCGAGUCCUCCAACUGUGUGACGUUCGUUUUAAAUUCUACUAUCUGUUAUGCGACUGGGAAACUGGAUCGACUCCGUGUCUCGUUCCCGAGGAGCGAGGAUCCGUCCUGUUCCUCCGUCGUCGAGCGUGUUGCAAUACGAAUGUCGAAUGCGCGCACGCGUUCGCAAAACGCUCGUCACGCUCGCGAGUCAUUGCACAGCGCCCCGCCCAACCGACCAGUCUCGCCGAUCGAUCUCGCCUUUUCUCACGGAGGUUCCCUCUUCCUGGAGAACGCGUCUCGUCGCGCCGGAUGAGCGAGAAGAAGACUCGUUCCUCGCUCCAUGAUCGAGAGAUACGAAUUUCAAAGGCAAACGAGAGGACGAUCGAUCGAUCGAUCGAUUGGACCGGUUGGCGAUUCGCGUGAGCAAUGCGACGUCGAACGGGGAUCUCCGUUUAUAUUUUGUCAUCGAGAGUUUCCGCGCUCUGUCCCCUAAUUACUGUAUAGUUAUCACAUCCGUCGUUGUUAUAGCCUCUUAUAAUUAAUUAUAAUUUUAGAAUGUGCUGAACCCCUCCCUUUCCCCUGACCCUUUCAACCCGCGUAAACAUUGUAUAUUUGCAAAGACUGAAAGGCUGUAAGUACAUCAUUGCGCGGGUGUUACUGCACUCGUACACAUGAAAUAAAUGCAAACUGUGUCUACAA
This is a messenger RNA of Solenopsis invicta (red fire ant), 2430 nucleotides long. RefSeq names its product DNA-binding protein inhibitor ID-2 (gene emc). Gene Ontology annotation, cellular component: cytoplasm; nucleus. The transcript has a single exon. Gene Ontology annotation, molecular function: protein dimerization activity; transcription regulator activity. Gene Ontology annotation, biological process: negative regulation of transcription by RNA polymerase II; cell differentiation; circadian regulation of gene expression. Bases 689 to 1192 code for a protein of 167 amino acids. NCBI's taxonomy places the organism in Eukaryota, Metazoa, Arthropoda, Insecta, Hymenoptera, Formicidae. The record is from RefSeq and is a predicted model, not a curated record.